AUGAACUGUCAUAGUAUUAAAUAUAAAAGACAAUUAGAUGAUCUUGAAACACAAAUACCACCUGUUGUCGAACGAUUAUCCCAAAAUUUACUAUGGCUUAUUGGUCUAAGUAUUACAGCUGGAGUUAUACUUUUAAUUAUUCUUGUUGGUGUUCUCUGGUGUUGUGGUUUCUUCAAACGAAAUCGUCCACAAUAUCCCGUAUCAGCACGAGAUGAUAUACAUUCUCAUGACGAUCAAUUUCAUUUGUCAUCAUCUUAUAAACCAGGAAAAAUUGCUUUUCAACCUGAUAGUGAUGAAACAUCAAGUGAUGAUAAUGAAAUAAUGAUACAAAAUGCAGGCGAUAGUUUACCUAUUGUUAUACCACAAAAUUCAUCACAUUUUAUUCAACAGCAACAACAAAAAGCUCCAUAUAUCUUUUAG
Molecule: messenger RNA, 420 nt
Organism: Adineta steineri
Lineage: Eukaryota; Metazoa; Rotifera; Eurotatoria; Adinetida; Adinetidae
Source: the annotation of a GenBank genome assembly